Misgurnus anguillicaudatus (oriental weatherfish) is the source of this 4330-nucleotide messenger RNA. Lineage: Eukaryota; Metazoa; Chordata; Actinopteri; Cypriniformes; Cobitidae. The record is from RefSeq and is a predicted model, not a curated record.
CAAAUGAAGAAGAGUGCACAGUACCGUGACCACAAAGAGCAGUUUGGAGACAGAUGGGAUCACUCAUGCCAGCAAGCCUUUGACUUGAUUAUUGAAAAACUGACUACUUCUCCUGUCUUAGGAUUUGCAGAUCCAAAGCUUCCUUACAUUCUGCAUACCGACGCCAGCACCACCGGGCUCGGGGCAGCCUUGUACCAAAGACAAGAAGGACAGAUGCGAGUAAUUGCAUUUGCAAGUCGAGGGUUGACAAAGAGUGAAACCAAGUAUCCAGCUCACAAGUUGGAGUUCCUGGCUCUUAAAUGGGCGGUAACCUCCAAAUUCAAUGAUUACCUGUAUGGAGCAGAGUUUGUGGUGGUAACAGAUAGCAACCCAUUGACUUACAUUUUGACGUCUGCAAAACUGGAUGCCACCAGUUACCGUUGGUUGUCGAGCCUGUCCACCUAUAAUUUUAAGCUUCAGUAUAGAGCUGGAAGUCAGAAUCGUGAUGCUGAUGGACUUUCUAGGCGUCCACAUGGAGAGCCUUUAGAUGAUCUAGUGUCCCAAAAAGAGAGGGAGAGGAUAAAACAGUUCACCCUUCAUCGGUUGAGUGAAACAGGAGUAGAGGAUUCUGUGAUUCUACCAGAGGCAAUAAACGCCAUUUGUGAAAGACAUCAACUCAGAGAGUUCCUAGAUGAUGUUGGUUUGUCGGAUGCCUCUAUUACUCUUGUCAAGUCUUUGGCUCUACAUGCUGAUGUCUUACCUGAUGGGUUUGAACAGGAAGAUGAACACGGGCUCCCUGUAAUUCCUUAUCUUUCUCGAGAGGAGCUGAUAAAGCAGCAAAAGAUGGAUCCCGACCUUAAAGUCAUCAUGGAUUGGAUGGAAUGGAAUGAUAAGCCUCCAGACCCAAAGAGUCAUCCCCAUACAGUUGCUUUGUGGAUAAGGGAAUGGAAUCGACUUAAACUGAUUGAAGGAGUGCUCUACAGGGAGAGAACAGAUCAAGGGGUCACACACUAUCAACUAACCUUACCUGUUGCUUUGCGAGGAAUGGUUCUGAAGAGCCUACAUGAUGACAUGGGGCACAUGAGUAUGGAGAGAACUAUUGACCUCAUCAGAAAUAGAUUCUUUUGGCCCAAAAUGGCACUAGCUGUGGAAGAAAAAAUCAAGACAUGUGAGAGGUGUGUACGUAGGAAGAUGCCCCCAGAGAAAGCCGCUGCUUUGGUGAACAUCAAGACCACGAGACCGUUGGAGUUAGUCUGUAUGGACUUUUUGUCUCUGGAACCAGAUAGGAGCAAUACUAAGGACAUACUAGUCAUAACGGACCACUUCACCAAAUAUGCAGUGGCGAUCCCUACGAGAAACCAAAAAGCCCAAACUGUGGCUAGGUGUUUAUGGGACAACUUUUUUGUACAUUAUGGCUUUCCAGAGAGGUUGCACAGCGACCAAGGGCCAGACUUUGAAUCUCGACUGAUCAAAGAGUUGUGUGACAUUGCCGGUGUCCGUAAAGUGAGAACUACCCCAUACCACCCGAGUGGAAACCCGGUGGAGAGAUUUAAUAGGACCCUUCUUCAGAUGUUGGGCACUCUUGAAAAUAAGAAAAAGUCUUGCUGGAAGGAUUUUGUGAGACCCAUGGUGCAUGCAUACAACUGCACUCGAAGUGAUGUGACUGGGUAUACUCCCUAUGAACUCAUGUUUGGGAGGCAGCCCAGAUUGCCUGUCGACUUGGCUUUUGGUCUGCCAGUAAAUAAGCCUACCAAGACUCACUCUCAAUAUGUGAAGGACUUAAAAGAGUGUCUGAGAGAAAGCUAUGAGAUUGCCAUGAAGACCGCAGCAAAAGUAGCUGACCGUAACAAGCGCAGAUUUGACAAGCAUGUGGUUGUUUCUACCCUUGAAGUGGGAGAUAAAGUACUGGUACGGAAUGUGAAGCUGAGAGGGAAGAACAAGCUGGCGGACAAAUGGGAGCCAGAUGUUUAUGUUGUUCUUCGGAAAGUUGAAGAUAUCCCAGUGUAUACAGUCCAGCCAGAGGGGAGAAAUGGACCCGUUCGCACCCUACAUCGUGACUUGCUUCGGCCUUGUGGUUUCAUACCUGCGAGUGAAGAUGAGGAAUCUGUCCCUCCAAAGGCCUGUCAUAGACCAAGAACCAGAUUACAAACUGGCAAUAAAGCAGCUUACCAAGAGCAUGUGGCAAGCAGUCAGUCGGAUUCAGACGAUGACCUGAUUUGUAUUAGAAAUCAGGAACAACAGCUGGAAUUCACUACAACCAACAUCUCACCUUCUUGCAGAUGUCCAACGAUUGUACCAAACUUACCUGAAGUAAAGUCCGGGGAAACGCCGUCCGCCACUGUGAACCCUGAAAAAGAAAACUUACCUGAGAGACUCGAUGAAAUCCUCAUAGACAAUCAAGCAAGGGAUGAUGAUGGAUAUAACCUACCUGUGAUGGAUCAAUUUAGUAAUGACACAACUGCAAUUGAACCUGAAAGAGAGAAUUUGCAAUUGAAAUACCUUGUAGGAACUGAUGCAUUAAAUAACUUACCUGUGCAGAACAAACAACAGGACCAGGGGUCUGUUGAGCCCCCAUCUGAGACCCUCAAUGAGGAGGAUGAAAGGGGUGAUGGCCUGAUACAGGAUGAAUCUGUAAAUUUGAGUACUCAAGACAGCCUAAUUGAGACUGGCCAGAGGGUAGAAGAUGUCCCCAGGCGCUCUCAGAGACAUUGUGAGCCACCUAAGAGGCUGCAGUACCCUAAGUUGGGUAAUCCCCUUUCAUUAGUCGUACAGUCAUUACUGAAAGGGCUCAGUACAGCCUUCACUGUGUCAUUGGAAGAGCCUGAUUCUCUUAAGAGUACGUCUGUGGAAAUGUAUGGUGGAUAUCCCUCUGCGAUUGUUUCGCAGCCUAAAAGAUGCAGCGGGACCUGCAUAUCUUCCAGAAGGGGAGAGUGUAACCCGGGUAAUCCAGUUACUAGUUAAGAUUAAGAAUUAUAAAAUAAUAAUAAAGUGAAAUAUAAUAAAAUAAUUAAGUGAAGAAAAGUGAGAAAAGUAAGAAAGGAGGAAAGUUCUAGAAGGAAAACUGUUUUGCCCAAUCACAGCCCUUAUUUCAGUGACUGACUCUCCAAAGAGCCAAUGUUAGCAGCACUUUCAUAAGCCCCGCCCACAACCUGCAGCGGCACUACUAGACUGUCAGUUUGAAAGACAGAGUGAGAGAGUGAAACGGAGCAGCUACACAGAGCGAUAUUCAGAGAUCCUCUAUAAGAAAGUUUUAAAAUAGAUCGCGAAUAACUUUGGAUGCAGUAAAUAGUCAUAUUUCUGAACGGAUUCGAUUACGUGAAGUUGUCAUUGGAGUGAGAGGACGACAAAGCAAAGAUUUGUGAACUGAAAGUGGAUGAAAUCCAACGGAGAAUUGGAGUGUUGCAAAUGAGCUUAUUUGAAUAUAUAUGAAGUUAUUGCCUUGGCUGGGUUUUUGUUUUGUCUAUGAUUUAUUCUACGUGAUUUCCUGUGAGAGAUUCCUGUUUUGUGCCAUAUUUAAUCCUUCUGGAGAGGAAUCUGUGUAUCUGACGUGAUUAAAUAUGCACAAUGGCGAGCCAUCAAUGAACCUGUUUCCACUUUGAACUGUGCUAAGAUUCACCAACUGGUAGGAAAUUUCCAAUUUUUUCUUGCUUUUGGACACAAAAAAAGACUCUCGUUUGUUGAACUCUUGAUAUUUUUUUCUUCUACCAAAAGGAGAGAUUGUCUUUUGAACUUGAGCUCAUUGAGAGAGUUUAAUAACUCUUGUUACUGAACUGAAUCAUUUGAUUCACGAACUGUGUUCAACUGAGUUGUUUGAUCUUUAUUGGAACUGAACUGAAUCAUUUGAUUCACGAACUGUGUUCAACUGAGUCGUUUGAUCAUUAUUCGAACUGAAUUGAAUCAAUUUGAUGCAUUUGUGUAUUUUCAGCUCAUAUUGUUGAGUAUUCUGUUGAGUUUGAAAAGAAAAGUGAUCUGUUCUGAGAAAUUUGAAUCACAUUCAGUGUUCUGAGUUAAAUUGAAUGUCCAUUCAAUAUUUUUUGGGGUUUUAUUGAAUGUAAUAUUUUGCUGAAGGUCAUAUUAUUUGUAAAAUACUUUCCCUGAAGUGAAAGAAAAACACACUACUGUUUUAUUUUGAGAGUUUUAUUUAUUUUUAUAUUUUGUGAAGAGUGUGAAACUUCAAAUUGAAUUGAAUCUGUCAAACUGUUGAAUUCUUGAUCCUAUAAGAAAUGAAAGAAGAUUGUUAAUUGUUGAUCUUCACUGUUAACAACUGAGUCUAUAUCUGUGAAUUAUUCAUUGAACAAAUAACAAAAUAGAAAUUUUCUAUAAUAAUACAAUUCACUGAAUCAGAACAAAA